This is a messenger RNA of Tupaia belangeri chinensis (Chinese tree shrew), 2254 nucleotides long. It is a transcript of the gene DELE1, whose product is annotated as DAP3 binding cell death enhancer 1. Lineage: Eukaryota; Metazoa; Chordata; Mammalia; Scandentia; Tupaiidae. The record is from RefSeq and is a predicted model, not a curated record. Gene Ontology annotation, biological process: extrinsic apoptotic signaling pathway via death domain receptors. Gene Ontology annotation, cellular component: mitochondrion. The transcript has 13 exons. Gene Ontology annotation, molecular function: protein binding. The coding region runs from base 123 to 1655 and encodes 510 amino acids.
UCUGAUUGGCUGAGAGCUCCCUGGGGACUCGGUCACUUGGGGCACCGCUGCGGCCGCUCUAGCCGCCGUCCCGUGGUCUGGCCUCGUUGUUCCGGCUGCGAGCUCUCUAUGGUUGUAGCAACAUGUGGCGCCUCCCUGGGCUCCUGGGCCGAGCUCUUCCCCGUCUGCUGGGACCUGGCCUCCGGGGGUUGACACCCAAGUCGACCAGCUCAGAUGGGACUCAGGCUACCUCCUCUGGCCUGCUGCUCCCUGUGCCCAGCCUUGACAGAUCUGGCUCCUAUGGCCCAGGCGCAAACAGGGGCCCAAGGUCCCGUGGAUGGAAGGAUGCUUUCCAGUGGAUGUCUGCCCAUGUCUCCUCAAACACCCUGUGUGAUGCCAUAUCUUGGGGCACUCUGACGGUGCUGGCCCUGCAGCUGGCGAGGCAGAUCCACUUCCAGGCGUCCCUGCCAGCAGGACCUCGGCAAGUGGAGCACAGCUCUUGGCACAGGCCCCUGGACCGUUUCCUCUCAUCUCUCUUGUGGCGCUCGCACUCCUCGCUGCGGAGGCACAUUCUCCCCUUUCCUGAUAGCCCAGCUCCCCAGCACACGGGCCUCAGAGAAGCCAGGGGCCGCCGAGAAGAACCAGCAACUCAGACUAAGCACGUCUCCUCACACAGCUCUGCAAGAGCAGCUGUUCUUCAGGACCCCUCUGAGGAAGGUCCCGGGGAUUUUGCCUUCCUGCAUGCCAGCAGUAGCUUCGAGACCAAGGCAGAACCAGCCCAGUCUGGGCCUGCUGGGGAUAGGAAGGGACAAGAUCAAUCAAAAACUCUUCCCCUUGAGGAGGCUGUGAAUUCCAUUCAGCAGCUGUUCCAGCUCACUGUUUCCAUCGCUUUCAACUUCCUGGGGACAGAGAACAUGAGGAAUGGGGACUACUCGGCGGCCUUUUCUUAUUUCCAGAAAGCUGCAGACCGCGGCUACAGCAAAGCCCAGUACAACACGGGCUUGUGUCAUGAGCAUGGCAGAGGCACCCCCAGGGACCUCAGCAAGGCGAUCUGUUAUUAUCAACUGGCUGCUGGCCAAGGCCACAGUCUGGCUCAGUACCGCUAUGCCAGGUGCCUAUUGCAAAACCCAGUCUGCUCCUGGGAGCCUGAGAGGCAGAGAGCAGUGUCCAUGCUGAAGCAGGCUGCAGACUCGGGCUUGACAGAGGCCCAAGCUUUUCUCGGGGUGCUUUUCACCAAGGAGCCGUACCUGGAUGAACAGAGAGCUGUGAAAUAUCUCUGGCUUGCGGCCAACAAUGGGGACUCACAGAGCAGGUACCACCUGGGAAUUUGCUAUGAGAAGGGCCUCGGCGUGCAGAGGAACCUGGGACAGGCCGUGAAGUGUUACCAGCAGUCAGCGGCUCUGGGAAACAAGUCUGCCCGGGAGCGGCUGCGGACCCUCUUUUCCAUGGACACAGCAGCCCCGGGGCCCAGGGACCUGGCAGUCACGGGACUGAAGUCUUUCUCUAGCCCCUCCCUCUGCAGUCUGAAUACGCUACUGGCAGGAGCCUCUCGCCUCCCACACGCCUCGAGCACAGGGAACCUCGGUCUGCUCUGCAGAAACGGGCAUCUCGGAGCCAGCCCCGGAGCCCCCAGCAGGACUCUUCACACCCUUACCCCUUGGAAAAGAGUCUUGUAAGACUGGGUUUUGGCUAAGGAGUUUCUUGCCUGAGUGCCUGGAUAUGUCUGCUGACUUUUUCAGGCCUUACUUCAGCCCCAAAGAUGGAACCUGUGGGUACUCAGACGUCAUAACUUGAGUUUCAGAGAUGAGGCCAGUUACCCACCCACUUUCUCCAAAACCUUACACCUGCGCCAGCACAGUGACGAGGAACGUGUGUGAAGACUCAGAUUCUGGCUCAGCCACCUGCCUGGCCCUGUCACCUGGUUUAUUACCUUGUUUCCUUGGUUAUAGACCAAGGGCGUCGGUGUCUGCCCUCUACAGGGCUGACGGGGUAUUUCACUGCCUGGAGAGACAGCGAUGCCCAUGGAGACAUGGCUUUACGAAUUGCCGGCACCAUGAGGACCAGGGCCUCCUGACUCCCAGCCCAGGGAUUUUUUCUAACAGUUCACACCAUAAUUUUAUAUGAAACCGUAAUUACCAUCCUGCCGUCAUGUGGGAGUAGAUGGAGAUGGAGCAUGGAAGUCUUGGAGCAGGAGAGUAUAAUUUUGAGGUCCUCGUUGGGGAGAGGUAUGCCAGAAAUGUAUGGUGUUUAAUAAAACAGAUCCUGGAUUAUCUCA